CUCCAUUGGUAAUUGGAUACACAAGAAGCCAACUCAACAAACUAUAUAACGGCGUCUCAACCACUCAUCCAAUCCAAGAACUACCAGUCUAAAUUUCUCAACCACCAGAUAAUGAAUCUUUUUUAAAUACCCAUCUACUGCUUAGACCUCGGCUUGUAAGAAUCAGACAUGUCUAUGGCUGACUCAGUAGAUUACACCUCAAAUGAAACUACUAGUACUCAGGAUUCUAAAGAAGGUGUAAAAAGUCAAGAUUCUAGGCCUGAGUUCUCUGAAGAUGAGGAGAGUCUCAUUGCUAGAAUGUUCAGUUUGGUUGGAGAAAGGUGGUCACUAAUUGCUGGGAGAAUACCAGGAAGAACAGCAGAAGAGAUAGAAAAGUACUGGACUUCAAAAUACAGUUCAUCAAGUGAAAGAUGAAAUUUCAAUAAAGCAGACAAAUUUGGAUAAUUAAACUAAUGGGUUUUUGUUUUUGUCUGAAACUGUUUAAGAUGGAUCUCUUUAAGCUCUCUCAAACUUAUUAAUUAAUCGGUUGAUGUACUUGUUCAUGACUCCACCACAGAGUGGGGUUUAGUUUUAGAUUUGAAGAUGUUGAAUUAUUCAAGUAGUUUCUUCAUUUUGGUUGUGGAGUUAUUUGAACAUUACUACCUUAAUUUCUACAAACCAUUGACAA
This is a messenger RNA of Manihot esculenta (cassava), 667 nucleotides long. RefSeq names its product MYB-like transcription factor ETC1. Bases 169 to 414 code for a protein of 81 amino acids. Lineage: Eukaryota; Viridiplantae; Streptophyta; Magnoliopsida; Malpighiales; Euphorbiaceae. The transcript is spliced from 3 exons. Gene Ontology annotation, biological process: cell differentiation. The record is from RefSeq and is a predicted model, not a curated record. Gene Ontology annotation, cellular component: nucleus. Gene Ontology annotation, molecular function: transcription cis-regulatory region binding.